Molecule: messenger RNA, 1041 nt
Organism: Penicillium malachiteum
Lineage: Eukaryota; Fungi; Ascomycota; Eurotiomycetes; Eurotiales; Aspergillaceae
Product: inositol-pentakisphosphate 2-kinase
Exons: 2
Coding region: 1-1041 (346 amino acids)
Biological process (GO): inositol phosphate biosynthetic process
Cellular component (GO): nucleus
Molecular function (GO): ATP binding; inositol-1,3,4,5,6-pentakisphosphate 2-kinase activity
Source: RefSeq, a predicted model, not a curated record
AUGACCAACCCCAGUCUCCUUGAGCUUCCCCCUGGGGUUCAGCUCGUCUACCUUGCAGAAGGUGGAGCCAAUGUGAUCUACCGCUUUGUUUCAGCCCCAGUGCUAUCUACACCGAUCGGUCGAGACCGAGAUCUCAAAGCAGUCUCGCCAAUUGCGGUGGAUGUGCCGCCGCGGUUUCGAGGGAAACUUCUCCGCCUACGGAAAGACACCGCGGCAGAUAUACCGUACAAAGAGAUUAAUCGCAAUUUCAAUACGAUUGUGCGACCACUAUUCAAAGCGGAUGAGUUGGUCGAUCAAGCUCUUAUCUUACUUCCUAGUGGCCUUCUCCGAAGCUGCAACGAGCAACUUCACGCUGCUGAAAUUAGCGGUCAGAGACCUAAAAAGCGACAUGGCGGGUAUCUUUGUCUUCAUGAACCAUACGGGUUAUUGAUUACCGAUAUGACGACAUUCAAUGAGCCCGGUGCGACCCUCGCAGAACUGAAGCCGAAAUGGCUCACACAGUCGCCUUCUGCACCUACUACAGCACGUCGGUGUCGGACAUGUGCCUUGAGAGAGAUGAAGAACCAAGAUUUGCGAGUAAUGGGCAUGAAAGAGCAACGAUCGUUUUGUCCUUUGGAUCUUGUCUCGGAAUGCUUUGAUCGGAUUCUCCACGCAACAUCCUUUAUCAAGGGUUGUAAUGACCGAGCGCGAUUAGCGCGCAUCCUACAUCGGAAUCCAACCCUGCAGAGAUUACGGACUCAGCAGGUCUCCUGCAAUCAGGUCGGUCUACUUGGACCGCCCGCUACAUCUCAGAGGACAUCACUUGAUAUGACAAUACGAGAUUGCACAAUGUUUAUCAGGAUUCCACACGAUGAAAAAUCUCCAGUUGAGAUUCGUCUCGGUGAUCUUGACUUGAAGACAGGAGCCGGUGGAAAAUCUACGUAUUGGAGGAAGCUCGAGGUCAAUUUAAUUGACGAUGGAUGGUAUAAUGGAUCCAACUCCAAUGAUCUCAGCGACUGUGCACUACAAAACGCCAGCUCAACACUGGAGCCCUCAUUUUAA